Pararge aegeria (speckled wood butterfly) is the source of this 3956-nucleotide messenger RNA. RefSeq names its product striatin-interacting protein 1 (gene Strip). The coding region runs from base 178 to 2634 and encodes 818 amino acids. The transcript has a single exon. Gene Ontology annotation, cellular component: cytosol. NCBI's taxonomy places the organism in Eukaryota, Metazoa, Arthropoda, Insecta, Lepidoptera, Nymphalidae. The record is from RefSeq and is a predicted model, not a curated record. Gene Ontology annotation, biological process: cytoskeleton organization.
ACUGUGUGCCUAGUCUGCGUUCUACUUGGCUCUUGGGUUCUGCCAAUUGUCGAAUUCAAGUCGAAUUUACACAAAAUUAAAUUUAGCUGUUUUGUAGUCAAUUUGUAUUAGAAUUUUUCUACUCAACAGUGUCCUUAGAAUGUAACAAAUAAGUACUUCUAAUUAAAGUGCAGUAAAAUGGGAACUAAUGGUAAUGGCCGCCGCGGCGGCACUAAAAUACCUGAUGUCCGCCGACCUAUGGAAGAAGGUGACUGUAUCGAUAUGGAAAGCCCUGAGCUGGAUUUUGUGUACGACGACUGCGACACUCAAGCUAAUGAGAUAGCUGAACUCUACAGCUACACAGAACAUCCGGAAUUUCAAUAUAACGUGAAAGCUUUCGAGGAGAUAAUGGAAGAAUUCAAUUUCCCACCGAGUUGGCAGAGAUUGUCGAGUACACAGCAACGCACUGUUGUAAUGAAGCUCUUGGAGCAUCUGGAUGUAGCCGUGAGUGAAAUACGAAUGCGAGCAACGAGGUGUAUACUAUAUCUGGCUCAGGGCUGCUGGGCUGAGAUGCAGUCUGAUGCAGAACAAGCUUACUGGGCUCGUGUUAAUAUAAUGACUUUGUAUGAUAUGGGAACCUUCGCUGCUUUUGUUGAGCUGUUAAAUCUAGAAAUAGUGAGGAGUAGUGCUGCGGUAGCAUCUAGAAAACUUGCUGAAUCUCUUGCGGACUCUACUAACUUAAGAGUAAUUCUAUCUGUUUUGUACCUUAUAACAGAACAUAUGAGAACUGAAAAAGACAAUCAAGAGUUAGAGUAUGCCCACCUAGUGAAAACAUUCAAGGAUGAAAUUGGGUCACCCUUUGGGGAUGAAAUGUUACCUGUUAAACUACUGGGUAUGGUAACUCAAUUAUGUAAUGGGACUACACCUCAUUUUCCAAUGAAAAAAGUAUUACUGCUUUUAUGGAAGAUAUUACUUGUUUAUCUUGGGGGUUCAAAGCAGUUAAAAGAACGAAAAGCUAAGCUUAGGGAGAAGUAUGGUUUGCCUCCUGUGACAGAAGACACUCUUGAAAUUAUAAAAAGCAUGCGUUCAAGCUCUCCCCCUCCCAGUGCGGCAGAUAUAUUAGAGAACCAAAACCCUGGACAGAGAAAACUGAAGGAGAACGAAAGAGCACUUCGUAGGCAGACAUUCAUUAAACAAACAUCCCUAGAUGAAUCUGAUGAGCAAAUUUUUGUUGACAAAGAAGAAACUGGCAAUGGAUCUGAAGAUUAUUCAAUGGAGUUUCAGUCUAUGUCCUCUGAUAAUAAUCAAAAUGCUAAUACAAAUCCUAAUUGCCCAUACUACAUGUGUAUUAAACGUUUUGAUAGUCCCCCUCCACCUCCACCACUGCCCAGAAGUUUACCCUGGAGAUCUAAAGUUCGUCAAAAAGAUAUUGACAUGUUUUUAGACAAUGUAAGGAUAAAAUUUGUUGGAUACUCCCUUCCCGGUGAUAGAAAGACAAAAGCUGGUUUACCUCAACCUAUUCAUGAGGGUAUAGAGAUAUUGAAGAAGCAUAUGUACACAAGCCUUGCUGAAGUUCAAGCUGAAAGAGAAUAUGAAAUUGGUAGAAGUCCUUUAACUAGAGGUGAAAAAGAUGUUGAAGAGACUGAGGUGGAAAUUCUGUACAAAGCAAUGUUACCUAAUUUACCACAGUAUAUGAUUGCUCUACUAAAAAUACUUUUAGCUGCCACACCUACAUCAACAGCGAAGACUUACUCAAUGAACAUUAUGGCUGAUGUACUGCCCGAGGAAAUGCCCAUGACAGUACUUCAAUCAUUAAAACUUGGUAUUGAUGUCAACAGGCACAAAGAGAUUAUUGUUAAAGCAGUAACAGCAAUCUUAUUGCUAUUGUUAAAACAUUUUAAAUUAAAUCAUGUGUAUCAGUUUGAAUUUAUGUCCCAGCAUCUUGUGUUUGCAAACUGCAUGCCUUUAGUACUAAAGUUUUUUAAUCAGAACAUUUUGUCUUAUAUUGGGGCGAAAAACUCAAUACCAAUUUUUGACUUCCCUGCUUGUGUAAUAGGUGAACAGCCAGAGUUAACCAAAGAAUGUUUGGACAUUGGAGACUCAUCAGUUCCAUACUCUUGGAGGAAUGUCUUUUCAUGCAUUAACCUUUUAAGAAUUUUAAAUAAAUUGACAAAGUGGAAGAAUGCAAGAAUUAUGAUGCUUGUUGUAUUCAAAAGUGCUCCAAUUCUUAAACGUACACUUAAAGUGAGGCAUGCAUUAAUGCAGUUCUAUGUGUUGAAGUUGUUAAAGAUGCAAACCAAAUACUUGGGACGGCAAUGGAGAAAAACAAACAUGAAGACUAUUAGUGCAAUAUACUCUAAAGUACGUCACAGAUUGAAUGAUGAUUGGGCUUUUGGGAAUGAAGUUGAUGCGCGACCUUGGGAUUUUCAAGAUGAAGAAUGUGCUUUGAGAGUCAGUGUAGAUCGCUUCAAUCAAAGACGGUACGGUUCUGGUGUGGACCAUGAGGGUGAACUAACUCCAGUUGAUACAGAUUUAAAUAGUGUACUAGACACAAUUAUAGAUCUAGAUGAAGAAUUUAAAACAAACUAUGAAUUAUGGCUUGACCAAGAGGUAUAUAAUAAUGAAAUCAAUUGGGAUGUAUUACUCUCGGCAUGAAAUAAAAAUAAUCGUAUGAUAUAGUGGAUAUAGUAUAACACUUUCCUCUUUUAAAUGAUUUACAUUUAAUCAAUUGUAAACAUGGUUUUUUUAUAUAUGUACAUAUUUUCUUAUUUCUGUCAUGCUGUAUUCAUGACUAAUGUGUAUAGACUUUUUUAAAUUGGUACCAGCAUACAUUUUAUCGUUAACAAAUUAAGGUAAUAUAACAAAGUUUGAAAAUUACUUUAUUAGAUAUAACUUAACUUUUAAACAAAUACAUUUGUGUGUUCCGAAAUGAUUAAAAUGGAUAUAUCGUGCUUUUUAUACUUUUAUUAACAUUUCAGUAUUCAAUCAUAAUUUUGUAAAUUAGAUCUAGGAUAUUGAGUAUUCUGAUCCAUGAAGUAUUCUGAUUUCUGAAACAUGAUAGUAUUCAAAUUUCGAGGGAUUCAAAUCAAUCAAUUGAAUUACAUUCAUGAUAUUGUAGCAAUUCAUAAUAAGUAUUUCACAUCAUGUUUAUUUUAAAAAUUAUGUUAAAAUGUUAGUAAUGUUGCCCAUUGUUGGUUUGUAAAUUAUGUAUUCCUAGUAAAUAAAAGGGCAAUAGAUCUGUAAAAUAAAUGUGUAAAGAUUACUAUGUGAUAUUAGUUUUGCAUUGUGCUUUUGAGUGUAUUACUAAUAUAACAUAGGCUACCGAAAUGAUCUGGAAUAGCAAAUGUUUUUUCGUGCAUGGUUAACAUAGGCAGGAGAUAUUUUCUCCAUAGGGAAACAACAAAAUAUUUAUCUCCCACAGUUUUAUCCACUCUGUGAAAGAUCCUUACUUUCUCCCGUAGUAUUGCAUUGUCUAGACCGCUUCCGAACUCUACAUGACUAUCCUUACAUUGUGCUUAAGCCGUAACGUUUAUUUAUAUCUAUCUAUCUAUCUAUCUUGUAGUGGGGCCCGUUUUGGCGAAUGCACUUCAACCAUUCAAGGUCUUUUUUACCCAUCCUUAAAUCCUCAUCACCCUAAAUAGGUUCAAAUACCCACUCAAAGAGAACGAUUGAUCGAUUCACUUCGGCCAAUAAUCGCGCCAAUUAUACCUAUACGGGUAAAUUUUCACGAGGGAUCGGACGGAUCACAGAUUUUAAUGACUUGACUAAUUAUUGAAUAAAAUUAUGAAGUUUAAAAAAUCUAAACAUCGGCAUGCCGCAUGAUUUUUAAUAGAUAAAAUAAAAUGAAAUAACACUUUGGAAACCGGAAAAUAUUUCAGUUCCAAUAGAAUAAUUACUUACAUAAAGGCGUUAACAUUAAAAUGCUAGUUGUGGUAGCGACUUAGUGUAAAUUAAAUUAAAGAGUUUAUAAAUUAAAA